AUGCGGCUCCAGCCUCUCGUCCUCCUCGUCCUGGCCGCGCUGUGCCCGCGGGCCGCGCCGCGGGCGGCCCCGAGCAGGAUCGCCGUGGUCGGCGGCGGCAUCGGCGGCACGGCCGCGGCCUAUUUCCUGCGGCAGCGCUUUGGCCGCUCCGUCGCCAUCGACAUCUUCGAGCGUGGUGUGGUGGGCGGCCGCCUGGCCACGGUGCACGUGGACGGGCUGGACUACGAGGCCGGCGGCUCUGUCAUCCACCCGCUCAACCUGCACAUGAAGCACUUCGUCAAGGAGCUCGGCCUCGAUACUAUCCCAGCCCACGGUGGCCUCUUAGGUAUCCAUAACGGAGAGGAGUUUGUGUUUGAGGAGAGCAGCUGGUAUAUAGUCAACAUUCUCAAGCUUCUCUGGCACUACGGCCUCAACCCCCUGCGCAUGAACAUGUGGGUUGAGGACAUCUUGGACAAGUUCAUGCGAAUCUAUCGCUACCAGACGCACGACUAUACCUUCAGCAGCAACGAGCGCUUAUUUCACGCCCUUGGAGGGAAUGACUUAACCCGAAUACUGAACCAAACCAUUGAUGAAGCCAUGCAGAAAGCCGGCUUCUCCCAGAAGUUCAUAAAUGAAGUGAUUUGUCCAGUCAUGAGAGUCAAUUAUGGGCAAGGCGUUGUCAACAUGAAUGCUUUUGUAGGUGCUGUUUCGCUGACGGGGGUGGAAUCCAGCAUUUGGGCCGUCAAGGGAGGAAAUAAACAGGUCUGCAGUGGCCUUGUUUAUGCUGCCAAAGCACAGCUUAUUCCUGGCACAGUUCUGUCUAUAGAGCCAAAACCAAGACCAAACCCUGCCGGGGGCACGCAUAAUCUGUACCAUGUCACUUACAACUCCACAUCGGGAUCAUCAUCAGAAAUGUACGACAUCGUUAUCAUUGCAACCCCACUGAACCACAAAGUGUCCAACAUCACCUUCAGGAACUUCAACCCUCCUAUCCCCGAGAUCUCAAAUCCUUACCACCAGACCAUAGCGACAUUCGUGCAUGGGCGCUUAAAUACUUCCUUCUUUGGCUACCAYGACCCCUCUGCCUUUCACUUGAGCAAUAUCUUCACUACAGAGAACACCAAACUGUUCAUCAAAAGCGUGGGGCUUGCAUCUGCCGUCGAACACAGACCCGACAAAGCGGACCUAUCCUCACAAUCAGCUGUCUGGAAGCUGUUUUCAGAUGAACCACUCACCAAGGAGCAGCUUAACUUGCUUUUCUCUUCCUACGACUCUGUCAAGGUGAAGAAAUGGCUGGCGUACCCCCACUACAGCACCCCUGAAAAAUGCCCACCUGUGAUCCUGCAUGACAGAAUAUACUACCUCAACGGCAUCGAGUUGGCUGCCAGCGCCAUGGAGAUGAGUGCUGUAGCGGCCAAAAACACAGCGCUGCUUGCUUACCACCAGUGGUACGGGAACACAGACAAGAUUGACCAGGAAGACUUGCAUGAGAAACUGAAAACAGAGCUUUGAGCUGGAGUUUCCUUGGAAUCAAAUGCCACUGGCUUGCUAGGACAUCCAGGCUCCACUGCUGUGCACCACAGCUCCAUCCAGAAAUAGAGAUCACGUACAGUAGCAGUCUAACCACAGCUAAAUCUGGUCAAGGAGCAGCUCUGCYGCUGAUGAAGAAACACCUAACCAACUUAAGAUACACUGAAGAGGAAGCUUUCCUAUAUUAAUCUAGCCAGAUGGUACCCAACUGAGCUGGUCCUGCCUCAUGCGAAUUCUUCCAUCUAUCCCUAUAUAAGUUUUUUUUWAAAAAAAAGUAAAU
Molecule: messenger RNA, 1789 nt
Organism: Nothoprocta perdicaria
Lineage: Eukaryota; Metazoa; Chordata; Aves; Tinamiformes; Tinamidae
Gene: PCYOX1
Product: prenylcysteine oxidase 1
Exons: 6
Coding region: 1-1491 (496 amino acids)
Biological process (GO): prenylcysteine catabolic process; prenylated protein catabolic process
Molecular function (GO): prenylcysteine oxidase activity
Source: RefSeq, a predicted model, not a curated record